AAAUGCGGCAAUUUUGCUUAUUUACGUAGCCAUUCAACCAGAAAUGAGCCUCAUCGCUGAACAAAAUUUGUCGAUAAACACAUUUCGAACCGAACACUGAUUUUGGUAAUAAAAUUCAAUGAUUUGCAAGCGUUGCUCGUUAGUAAGUCUAUUCAUGAUGAAAUGUCAAAGCAUACUGAGUAUCUUUCUCUUUGACACCAUGUCUGAAAUCCCACGUGAUCUGUCAAAUACUAAUGCAUGAAAAUCCUAACCUCAAAAAAAUCACCCGUUAUAAACUGUUUUACAUUAGUCAUACUUAUGUGUGUAUGUAUUCAAACCGAUGUUUGGAGAGUACCGAUCAAUACUGCAAUUAAUGGUCUUAAAGAUUCAAAUAAAUUGUACAGACUUGAAGGCCGAAUUGCAGACGAUACCAAUUACAAAUGCUGGUCGCGUGCAUUUUGUUGGUAACUCAAAGCAACAUCAUGCGAUUUAUGCGAAAGACUAGUCCGCAAGCCGAUAAACUAACAGUUAGUACAUUGAAGCAAACGAGGACGGUACAAAUUAGACAAUUGCUUUAGUGUAAAGCAGCAAUUCAAAUACCUCUUUUAAUAUGAUCAUAUUUCACGGUAGUACCAAAACACUUUCGAGCUUUUUAUCUUCGAGUUUUAUUUGUUGUGUUAUUAUAUUUGGUAAGACCACUACCCAGGCGCGGAUACAACCUUUGUUAUGGAGUGCAUCAUAUAAACCAGAGAAAACGGAUGCUCUUGAUCUGGGCUCUGGGAGCAUCGGGAGUGGAAAACAGUUUGACUACAUACAAUCUGUACCUAAUGUAAAUUUGAUCCUGCCAAGUAGAUUACAGAAUAGUACUAAUCCGUAUAAUAUCUUACUGCAUAAGUCUGGUUUUGAUACCGUAAGACUAAAUCUACAACAAGCUACCAGUAAUAAUAAAUGGAUCAUCAAAAUAUAUGGUGAAGGCACCGAACAUAAAUUUCCGCCAUUUCUGGAGCGCAUCAUUCAACGUAUCCAAACAUAUUUUUCAGUUUAUAAGUAUACUGACACUAGUGAAGUAGGAAGUUCCACAAUUUCUCUAGACAGCACAGCUGCAAACGAUGUGGUAACAAAAGAGAACCUUUCCUCUUUGGAUACUACAUCGGUAAAAGAAGGAAUUAGCAAUUUGACACAACCUCUAAAUAGCUUAAAGGAUGAAUCGACAGUGCAAGAAAAUAAUGCUGACUUGAUAGAGUUUAUCGCAAUAGGCGAAUAUGAUGACGAUUACAAAGUUAUGGCCGAAGACUGAAUAUUAGUGAUAUAAGUACAUAUGUAUAUGACAUCAUAAUUUAUACUUAUGUAUAAUACAAAAAUAAAAAAUCAACUAGAAGGAAAAUAUUGAUUUAAUUAGUAGUGCUUUGUCGCUUUAUAUUGUGUAAUAGAUUACUAUUUGUUCAAAGGCAUCUGUACUUUCAUAAACAAUGUCAACAAAUGUUAUUUAGUACGCUAUACAUAUGUAUGUACAUACUUAUAUCCAUACCGUUGUGUGGCUCAUUUGUAUUUCUAGUGAUGUACUGAACACAUAACGACGACAGACGACAAACGACAAACGAGAGUACGAAAGUGAAAUGAAAACAAAACAACGCAUGUACACAAAACAACGCAGCUGUCCAUUUUGCAUGUACACAAUUUCGUUGUGGCCAUACUAAUAUCUUGCACUUCAAUGAAAUUUUAAUAUUUUGUUCAAAGUUAAAUUUUUUAUGCAAAAAAUAAGUAAAUAGGUAUAUAUUUUUGUUUUAAAUUAUCAAUUGUUAUUACAAAUGAUAAAAUAGAGCUAUUUUAUGCUUUUAUUUGUAAAAUAACGUCAAGUUUGUAAGAGCUGUGAAUAAUUUUACAUUUUACAUAUUAGUGGCAUCACCACUCUUCCUCAUCUCUCUUCUUCAUUCUACUGUCGUUGGCAAAUAGGAAUUAGCGAGAAUGACAACUGUCGGCCUACAGUCGUGUUUUCGUGUCGUCGUCAAAAUAAGUGUCCAUAAGAACGUGUGUAAUAUUUGACAGAUGUCGUUUGUCGUCUGUCGUCCUUAUGUGUUCAGAGCAUGAACUU
Molecule: messenger RNA, 2071 nt
Organism: Bactrocera dorsalis (oriental fruit fly)
Lineage: Eukaryota; Metazoa; Arthropoda; Insecta; Diptera; Tephritidae
Exons: 1
Coding region: 590-1276 (228 amino acids)
Source: RefSeq, a predicted model, not a curated record